AUGCUGCUGAACUUCCGAGCACCGGCAAACAGGCUCGACCAGUCGAGAUUAGCCUUACUCCUCUUUAACGCCGUACUCACAAUCAAGCAAGUGCCUGCACCAGCGUCGCAAACCGGGUACUCGUGCGGGCAGCAGCUCGAGUGGUCGUCACAGCAAGUGGCGGACUCCAUCGGGCAGCAGCCCCAACCAAAGCAGAACUGCCCGUAUUGGUACACGCAGCAACACGUGCUGCCCGCCGGGCAGGAGAAGUACUCGUCGCACUCCGUGGUGGGCUUCACAGGAGGUGACGGGCCAGGCUUCGGUGGGUUCUGGCCCGUUUUAAUCGGGUACGAGGGCUCGACUGAAAUCCCGCACUUACCUGAUGUGGCGCGACUGCCCAAGUUGCGCUCGAGGCGGAUAUAG
This is a messenger RNA of Striga asiatica, 402 nucleotides long. Lineage: Eukaryota; Viridiplantae; Streptophyta; Magnoliopsida; Lamiales; Orobanchaceae. The record is from the annotation of a GenBank genome assembly.